ACCGGCAGGGAACAACAGCUGCUGUUGAUCAUUGACGACGGAUCUGCGUCCAGUUUCUCUCGCAUAAAGAAGAAUUUACAAUUUGAUGCUUUUAAAAAAUAUUUAACUGUAUGUUUAAACGGACAGCUCGCUGGAGUGGAGAAAGACAAAAUUGCAAAACAGCCUCCAUCUUUGAACUCGCCGCAUAUAGUAACUAUACUGUGUCCUGUUACAUAGGCUAUUUACAGUAUAACGUGUUCAUAUCGUUCUGUGUUUGUUAUUCAAUGAACUGAACAUAGACAAUCAUUCAUGUACAAACUUUGAUUGACGAGAAAUCAAGUGAGAGUUUGUGUCCACUGCCAUUGUACUGUUCAUAACAAAGUUUCAGAGACAGCAGAAUUAUCGCUCGACUGUUUCUUCUUCUUCUUGAAAAGUGAACAUGCGAGGCAGAUUCUCGUGGGUUUCUUUGAAACUUCUGCAUUCAAUCAAGUCGCCGGAGCUCUCUCGCUCGUGCUCUGGAUAUGUGUCUCGUGUCAGAUAUCUGAUGAGGUUGAAGGAGGAUGAUGAGGCGUGUCGUGAGGCACUGAAGUCCGGGAGUUUUCUGCUGUAUAAUAAUCUUGCACCACUACUGAAGAGCAACAGCAACAUUUACCAACCAGCUUUUCUGAAAGCUUCAGAUUUGGAGAAUAUACUGAAGAAGAUUGGUAGGGACAAAAACAUUGUUAGUGAGUCUGUUCUUCUGGGAUGCAAUGAAAAUGGAGAAGCACAGUUUUCACUGGAAGUGGGUGAUUUGGACCGCAGUGCUUUGGAACAGCAGUGUGGGGGGGUGUUUGUGGACCUCACAAAAGCUUUCUUCAUGUUAUCUGGACCAGAGGCUCCUAUUGUGACAAAAGGCCAAGCACUCAUCCGGUGGCACCUGACGAAUGGUUUCUGCAGUGCUACAGGGCAGCCCACUGUCAGGAACCAAUCCGGAAGUCACCGAAUCUGUCACAGCAGUGGGAUCACGUACUAUCCAAAAGUAAGCAACAGGUCUUCCGUCAGGCAGCAGAUGUCUCCGGUGGUGAUUGUGCUUGUUUCUGAUGGGAGCAGAUGUCUGCUGGGACGACAGGCCACAUUUCCUCCAGGCCUGUACAGCGCACUCGCCGGCUUUUGCGACAUGGGGGAGACAGUGGAGGAAGCCCUACGCAGAGAGGUGGCAGAGGAGGUGGGACUCGAGGUGGAGACCCUACAGUUCUCUGGAUCGCAGCAUUGGCCGUUCCCACAAAGCUCCUUUAUGGUAGCCUGCCAUGCAACUGUGAACCCAAACAAAACACAGGUGAGCGUAGACAAGGCAGAACUUGAGGAUGCGAAAUGGUUCACUUUUAAAGAAAUGACAGAAGCACUACAGAUAAAGAAACCGCCACGCAUCUCUAAAGGAGAGUCCCCUGCGUUCUGGGUACCGCCUUCUUUUGCCAUAGCCAAUCAGCUCAUUCAGGAAUGGGCCAAUCAGCAACAACUAACAAGAAAAUAACACAAACUUAACCUGGACAUUAUUUGCACAAUAUACAAAUACAUAAUGCAUUCACUUACCACUUAGACAUUUCUGUAGACUUGAAGAUGAUAUGGACAUGAAAACUUGGAAUUAUAACAAGAUUAUCACAUUGAUGUGGACUUUUACAUUUGUUAAAGGAUCCUUUAAUCAUUUUAAAAGAUGAUUUUGUUAGCUUGAAUGAAAAGACACUGAUUAUUGUUGCAGUUAUGAUUUAGUAACAUAAGAUGUGUUACUGUACAUCUACCUCAUAGUACAAAUAAAUGUUCACUCAAGAAAAUAUUUUAAAAACUUUAAGAGCAAUCAGAUUUUAUUUAAACAUAUGACCUGGAUCAUAAAACCAGUCUUAAGCAGCACAGUAACAUUUUUAGUAAAAGCCAAAAAUACAUGGUAUGUUCCAAAAUGAUCCAGUUUUCUUUUAUGCCCAAAAUCACAAGGAUAUUAAGUAAAGGUCAUUAUCCAUGAAGAUAUUUUGUUAAUGUCCUACCCGAAUUAUAUAAAAACUCAAUUUUUUGAGUGGAUGGCCUGCUACAGGGCUUCUGAUUAACAACUUCAAAGGCAAUUUUCUCAAUAUUUGGCUUUUUUACACCCUCAGAAUCAUGUAUCUCUGCCAGAUAGUGUCAUAACAAACCGUACAUCAAAAGAAAGCUUGUUUAUUCAGCUUUCCGGUGAUGUAAAAAUCUCAAUUUUGGAAGAUUGACCCAAAAGACUGAUUUUGUCAUCCAGGGUCACAUAUACAUAAUUGAUUACAUGCUACUGCAAUACUGAAAGAAUAAAGUGGGUGGUUAGAGUGUGCAGAAUGACAAUAAGAAUUAAUAAACAAUAACUACUAAAUAAUUAAGCUUUAUAUCUUUAUAUUAUCUUUAUCAGAUUAAUAACAGCAGGGUUUGCUGGAUUUUUCUUAUUCCUUGAAUUAAAAGAACCUAA
Triplophysa dalaica is the source of this 2434-nucleotide messenger RNA. It is a transcript of the gene nudt13, whose product is annotated as nudix (nucleoside diphosphate linked moiety X)-type motif 13. The transcript is spliced from 8 exons. The coding region runs from base 419 to 1489 and encodes 356 amino acids. Gene Ontology annotation, molecular function: hydrolase activity; metal ion binding. The record is from RefSeq and is a predicted model, not a curated record. NCBI's taxonomy places the organism in Eukaryota, Metazoa, Chordata, Actinopteri, Cypriniformes, Nemacheilidae.